This is a messenger RNA of Aphanomyces invadans, 1517 nucleotides long. RefSeq lists its product as hypothetical. Bases 42 to 731 code for a protein of 229 amino acids. The record is from RefSeq and is a predicted model, not a curated record. The transcript is spliced from 4 exons. NCBI's taxonomy places the organism in Eukaryota, Oomycota, Saprolegniomycetes, Saprolegniales, Verrucalvaceae. Gene Ontology annotation, biological process: rRNA processing.
GGAGGGUACAGCGUUCAAUUCUGACACCAUUCAACUUCAUCAUGCUCUCGCGCGCCGCGAGCUUCGUUCGUGUAGGUUCGUCCGCGGCGACGCGCAACUUCCACAGCAGCCCCAUCUUGAGUGCUCGCAAGAGCAAGUCUCUUUCGCGUCUCACAAUCAAGCGCACUGUCCGGGAAACGCAAAACGCCAUGAAGAAUCUCGACAUAACGCAGUUUCAAGACGACGAAGAAGAGUCUCCAUCGGUGCAAAUCACCAACAUGAAGGCCGCGCUCAAGCAGUUGCGCGACCCGAACUCGUUCGAGCUGGACAAAAUCCCACUGCUGAAGCGUGGAUCGAAGGCCAACGACGACUUUAUGACCGAAGAAGAGUUUGAAGCUUUCCUGGACGAAGACGAGGACGAAGAAGAUGAAGAACAUGACAGGGAAUUAGAAGAGCUCGAGCAUGAAGGCGACAAGAAGCGCGCGACCAAGAUGCUGUCUCCCUCACGAGCCAUGAAAGCGCUCCAGGAUGACGACAAGAAGCGCACGAAGAAUGAAAAACCGCUGCAGCGCGAGGAAAAUAGUCGCUUUAACCCGGAAGUCGUCAACCAUCGUCAGCAGCGCGUAGGACUGAUGCUUGAAGGGUUCAUCCAAGACGUCAUCUUGCGAGAAACGGACCUGUGUCAGGGCUCGACACAAGUGUGGGUCACCAGCGUAUGUGAGGUCACUCGGGCUGGUGUCGCCUUCACCUGAGCGUUUUAGGUCGACAUGUCGCCCGACCUGCGACGCGCCGUGUUGAAUUGGGACGUCACCACCAUCUCCCAUGGCAAAGUAAGCAAGACUGUGGAGGCCAAAGUCGUGCGGCGCCUCAACAAUAUGACCAAGUGGCUGCGAGUUCGAGUGACGCAGGAGCUCGACCUCAAGUACACGCCCAAGUUGGAGUUCAAGCGGCAGGAUAACAAGAGUUUGCAGCGGCAGAAACUCUUUGACGCGCUCAUGGCGCAGCAAGGGUAUUAACCGAUCCAGCAUCGAUCGUCGAGUCCAUCACGCGGUGUCACCGCCGCAGCUGAAGCCACUGUCGUCGUUACUGUGUCCAUCUACGCUCUCAUCUUCAUCGAACAAGCGCUCUAUGGCGACAAGUCGCCGCACGAGCGGCCCGACGUUAAACCCCAGCACGGCAUCUCCGUGGCGGCUCAGUCGGCUCAACUCGACGCGGCACCGGGUGAGCAUCGCCACGACGUCGUCGAACCUCCCCAUGGACUGCCAUGUCGAGCGACACGUCGGCCAAUUCGAACAGACAUGCCGAAAGAACAUCACGACGUACGCCAACGCGUUCGUUUCUACUUCAGGAAUCAGCCACAACAAGAAGGAGCAAUGGGUGGGCACCGUUGGACGUAACAAGGUCGACAAGGACCGAGUGAUCGUCAUGGAGGACGCCGCUAAAGUCGGCAAACCACCGCGCGGGACUGAAUUCGUUCCACAGAGCGGACAGCAUGGAUGGAGACGGUGGGGAUGGACGAGGCACAUUCGCUGGGGGUG